Molecule: messenger RNA, 1475 nt
Organism: Triticum aestivum (bread wheat)
Lineage: Eukaryota; Viridiplantae; Streptophyta; Magnoliopsida; Poales; Poaceae
Product: ammonium transporter 2 member 5-like
Exons: 1
Coding region: 75-1475 (466 amino acids)
Biological process (GO): ammonium transmembrane transport
Cellular component (GO): plasma membrane
Molecular function (GO): ammonium channel activity
Source: RefSeq, a predicted model, not a curated record
ACGCCGGAUCUUGUCACCCGCUCACACUCGCAUCGUGGACUGCCGUCGAUCUCCGGCCGGCGAGUAGGAGGAUCAUGGCGACGGAGGCAGCGCCGGAGUGGCUGGAGAAGGGCGACAACGCGUGGCAGCUGGCGGCGGCGGCGCUGGUGGGGCUGCAGAGCGUGCCGGGCCUGGUCAUCCUCUACGGCAGCAUCGUCAAGAAGAAGUGGGCCGUCAACUCCGCCCUCAUGGCGCUCUACGCCUUCGCCGCCACCAUGCUCUGCUGGUGCCUCUGGGGCUUCCGCAUGUCCUUCGGCGACCGCCUCCUCCCCUUCGUCGGCCGCCCCGACUUCGCCGGCCUCGACGCCGCCGGCUUCCUCUCCGCCCAGGGCUUCGCUGGCGCCUACCCCGCCGCCACGCUCCUGUUCUUCCAGUUCGUCUUCGCCGCCAUCACGCUCAUCCUCGUCGCCGGCUCGCUCCUCGGCCGCAUGGACUUCCGGGCCUGGAUGAUCUUCGUGCCCCUCUGGCUCACCUUCUCCUACACCGUCGGCGCCUUCAGCGUCUGGAGCCCCAACGGGUUCCUCUUCAAGGCCGGCGUCAUGGACUUCGCCGGCGGCUACGUCAUCCACCUCUCCUCCGGCAUCGCCGGCUUCACCGCCGCCUUCUGGGUCGGCCCCAGGACGGCCAAGGACAGGGAGGCCUUCCCGCCCAACAACAUCCUCCUCACGCUCGCCGGCGCCGGGCUGCUGUGGAUGGGGUGGACGGGGUUCAACGGCGGCGCGCCGUACGCCGCCAACAUCGACGCGUCCGUCGCCGUCGUCAACACGCACCUCUGCACGGCCACGAGCCUCCUGGUGUGGCUCAUCCUCGACUGCUUCGUCUUCGGCCGCCCCUCCGCCAUCGGCGCCGUCCAGGGCAUGAUCACCGGCCUCGUGUGCAUCACCCCGGGCGCGGGGCUGGUGCAGGGCUGGGCGGCGAUGCUGAUGGGGCUCGUCUCCGGGAGCGUGCCGUGGUUCACCAUGAUGGUGCUGCACAAGCGGUACCGGAUCCUGAGGCACGUCGACGACACGCUCGCCAUCCUCCACACGCACGCCGUGGCCGGCAGCAUCGGCGGCCUCAUGACGGGCCUCCUGGCGGAGCCGCGGCUAUGCCGGCUCUUCUUCGGCGACGACCCGCGGUACGUGGGCUUCGUGUACGCGGUCAGGGGCGGGCGCGUCUCCGCGGGGCUUCGGCAGAUGGGCGUGCAGCUGGCCGGGAUCGCAUUCAUCGUGGCGCUAAACGUCGUCGUCACGAGCAUCGUGUGCCUGCUCGUCAGGGUGGCCGUGCCGCUCCGGCUCAGCGAGGAGCAGCUGGCGGCCGGCGACGACGCCAUACACGGCGAGGACGCGUACGCGGUGUGGGGCGACGGCGAGACGUACGAGCAGUCCGUGCACGGGAGCCGGCGAUACCAAAUGACGGCCAAUCCUAUGUCGUCCAAGGUUGAUGAGAUCAUCUGA